AGAAUUUUGAAAUAAAAUAUUUGUAAAAUUUAAAAUGUUAUUUACCUAAAACCUAAAUUUUAUUAAUCACACGCAGUAAAUCAAAUGCAAUAAAAAUACAGUUUAAUUUGCAAUGGGAACAAAGCCAGAACACACAUAUAGUAAGGGAUAUAGAAAAGAUAGUAAAAAGGGAACUGAACCGAAACGUCGAAGUUUUGAAAGUCGACGCAUUUCAAGAAGCAUUAUAAACGGAAUAUUAAACGACAUGCAGAGAGUAAAUCAAAUGCCUUCCACGCCAUGCAAACUUAUCAGGAUAAAAAAGGAAGAGAGACCUGGCAGUGCAAGGAAGAGAGAUACCUCAGAACCGCGAAAAGCGAUUCCAGUGAAUAAUCCGACCUCUAUGACCACUCUGAUCAUUUGGAACAUUUCCAAAGCACUGGAAUUGAAUCCCUAUAUGGACCUUAAGGGAGCGAUAGAGGCAGCGAAGCAGCGGCUGGACAGCGAGGACCGCGACCUCAGCACGGUGAGCUCGCAGCACCCGGAGCAACAGCAUCUGGUGUGCGCGUUGCUGGCGUGGCAGCAGCUUGGCCAUGAGGAUGCUGACAGUCUUUACAGAUUCAUAGAACCCAAGAGAGACGCCUUGACCACUCCCUGUGCUGACACAUGUAUAGGAAAAUCAGACAAUCUCCAAAAACUGUUAGAUCCUGGAAUAAUACAUGAAUCGUUUAAGUCGACGAACGUUGCACGAGACCCUACGGCUCCGCGGUGUCCUAGUGCUACGGUCCGUGGAAGUUUUGGGUCGCACACUACUGGACCAGUUGUCAAGUUACCAGUGGAGACGAAGCUCAUCAUGCGGAUAGACAACCAAGCACCACCGCAGCGGCCGCAAUCAUCUAAAUGUCCGAGAGCACCAGAAAAAGAGACAUUGAGUAAAAUUGAAGCAGCAUGUUGUUUGGAUACUGAAUGCGUGGAACGGCUAGCUGCACUAGACGCAGCUACGAACGAGUUGCGGUCCCGCGCCAAUAAGUUGGCACGACGAGAGGCUGAGAGAGUCGAGCUCUUGGAGCGCGCCGAAGCUGCCUGGAGAGAUCUCGAAAUAGGCUACCAGAGGCGACUUGCACUGGCCGAAGAAAAAGAAGAAGACCUUAAUAGACAAAUACAAAGAUUAAUAGCAGAAAGGAACGAUUUCAAGGCGACGUGUAACAGUUUGGCUCUUGAUCUCAAAGACAGGGGUGAUAGCGUAGAGAAGGCGCGGACAAAUCUUGUGAACUUGGAGAAGCAAGUGUGUGAACGUGCGUACCUCAAGAUGCGCCUCAGCGAGGAGACGGCGAAGGGCGAAGCCAACGUGGCGGAGCAACAGUGCAAGGCGGCGCAGUACGAGCGAGACCUUCAGUUUAAAGAGGAUCAAGCUCGGCGCAAGUUGGCGUCCAUACAAAACGAGGCUGAUUCGGCGCGAGCGCUGACGUGUGAAGCGGAGCGAGCGAUGCGCGCGGAACUCAGCGGGCUGCGCGAGCAAAUAGCGCAGGUUUCUAAAGAGUUGCUCGAAGAAGACGAGCUCAAUGUACGGAUUAAGGAAGAGCAUGAAAUGUUACGUCGAGAGAAAAUGGAAAUAAUAGAAGACUUGGACGGAUGCAAGGUCAUGUGCGACGGUAGGAUGCAGGGUCGGGUCGACGAGCUGAUGAGGAAGAAAGAAAUGCUGAACGGCGUGAAGGAACAAGUGCUGGAAUGCCGGUGCAAGCUGCCAGUUGACGCGUCGGUGGAAGCGAAGCGCACGCCCUCCCUGGCAGCUAUGUGCCGGUGUGCACCUGAAGACAAACUGCUGGAAGCAUGUUCGUGCACGUCGUUGCGAGGCAAGCUACUUUCCAACCUCCUGGCAGACUUGUUUGGAGGGCUCCAGGCAGAGUUGGGUGGAUCGGGAUCACAAAUGCCUUGUCAAUUGCUCAAGUGCCUCGAAGACAAACACAACUGGGAUCGCGCUAGUGUUAUCAAGACCAAUUUAAGGAAUUUCUUUUCGAAAUUGUUAAUGGGUGAACUUGAUAUUGCUAUCGCAACUUCUAUAGAAAACUAUCAUGCAAAGUGGGUUGGAGCUUCAUGUGCUGAUGUAGCGAAGUUGACACCUGAUCCAGAUGACGACCUCAAAGAGGGAUGGCAACAACGGGCACUUGAGAAACGUGCUCAAAAGAUGGCAACACAACUGGCCGAACAGCUGUUCCAGGAGCGAGCUGAACAACUCGCGCAGCGGGCUAAAGAAAUCGUAACAUCAGGCCCGCCGCCGUGUGAAUGUAAACCGCAGACUUGCUGCGAUCGAGACACCCCGGCAGUGUUCCCGUGCCUGAUGCCACCAAACUCACCAUUUGGUGCUGGAUCGCUAUUCACCGGUCGGCAAUCGGGUGAUACGACGACACCAGCAAUUUGGAAGCGCACGAUUCAAGACGUUACGCAACUACGACAUCAAAUUGAAGAUCUUAAAAAGGAUUCUAUAAAAAAACAAGAUUUAAAGCUCAUGGAACAGAAAAUUUAUAAAAUUGUCAAACAAGCUUCGGUAAUAGAAAAUGAUGAUUCUAUUGAUAAAGACUUACAAGGAGAACAUACGAAAAAAAUAUCGAAAGUUAUUAAAAGAGACGAAUCACCGAAGAGUUUUAUUCAUAACCGGUUAACAAGUAAUAAAAAGAAGACCUUAGAUUUACAAAAAAGGACUUCUAUUUACGAAAAACCGACUAAACAAAGUAAAAGACAAACUCACGGGCAGUCGUACGCUGUUAACCUGUGUUUGUGCGGAAUACAAAAAAACGGUAAAACUUUACAGAGUCCUAUAACAAAUAGCGAAGGAAAAUCUUCAUGGAAGCAGAAACCUCUCAAAGAUAUUAUACCACAAAAUUCUGUAAUAAAACACACAAAGCCUAUCAAUAUAAAUGUAACAUCUCCUGAAGUGGAUGACAACAGCAGCAAAGUAUCAGAACCCUGUAAUAGCAAUUGCAAAUGCUUUCAUAAACUGCCAUCAAAUACUUCGAUAGAUAAACUUUUAGAGACAUUAACUAAAUGGAAAUGUGACUUGGGUGAUCCUGCAGAAAGAUAUUUAAGAAAUAUUAAGAGUAGUUUUAGUAAAUAUUCAAAAACGGCAAUCAAAGAAUCAAUGCGAAUAAGCAAUCAAAAUGAUUCUAAAAUUAAUUUAUCAAUAUCUACAGAAAGCAAUAAAGAGGAAAUACACGAAAGCAAUAUUCAUAAAAAUAGUCAAAUUGAGACAGAUAAAAAACAGAAGUUAUUUAAACAACCAGCUGCAACAGAAUCUGAAUACAUGGGCGCUGUUUAUUUAGAUAAAAGUAAUGAAAACUUUUGUAAAUGUAUACCUAAUAUUAAUUAUAGUAAGGAGAACAAUAACGAAAAACACGAGAACGGUGACAAUAAUAGUACAUUUAAAUGUAUAAAUACAAACGCUUGUGAAUGUAAAAUAUAUCAACAAAUGCAAAAAGAUCACAAAAGGUCUCAGACAGAAGAAUUGUACAAAAUUGAAAUAAAAUCCAAUCACUGCCAAGUCAUAGAAACAAAAGAUAUUCCAGAUACUAACAAUCGAAGAUCAGAUAUUAAUAAUGUUACCCAAGAGACGGAAUUACUUCCCAGUAGCUGUGAGUAUUAUAUAAAAUUUUUGGGUGUUACUUUAGACGAUUUAAGUUCGGGUAACAAAACAAAAAAAAUGAUAAACGAAUUUGAACAUCAUCCUGAAAACGUGCUCGUUACCGAAGACCAAAAUAUACACCACCAAAGAAGGCUUCCUAAGUCUGAAGCAUUGAAUUCGUUUACAAAACCUAAGUUGGCUAAUGGAAGAAAUGGAAAAAGCGAAAGUACUAAAUGUGAAUGUACUGCAAAAUUUGAAGAGUUCAAAAGUUUUAUGACUCAAUUUUUUAACAAUAAAUUAAAUGACAAUACACAUACGAACGAAUGUCUUGAUUCACCAAGUUUUAAAUAUACAGAGAACACAAUAGAGUCAUGUGUUUGCUGCAAUAGUGUUAAUGGAGAGGAUUCUGCAGAUUUAGAAGUCAAUGCUUUUCAUUUAUUGGAGGACCAUCUCAAAGGAAAGUUGGAAGAGUUUAAAUCAUUUUCUUGUAAGGCUACAUGCAUACCCCCAGAAGAAGAACAAAGGCUAUUUUCUGCAAUUCUCCAAAGAGUUAAACAAGUAAUUUCAGAUUGUGCUAAUGAAAUGAAAUGUACUUGCCCCGGAGAUCCACCUAGUAAUGGUAGUUGGAAUAGAGCCUAUGGGCUUCUACAAGAGUAUUUGAAGAUUAAAAUAAAACGUGUACAAUGUUUAUGUGUCUUAAAUGACAAAAAUAAAGAUGUUGUAUUACCAAAUAUUUUAGAGAAAGUAUGCAACUUAAUUGAAAGUGAUUUCCAGCGUUUAAAAGAUAUAUGUAAAUGUAAAAAUCCUACUGAGUUGCACAGAAAAUGUGUACAUAUUGAAGACGUAACAUUAAAUGCUAAAGAAUUACCCGAAAAGGACACGAAUAUUACUUAUAAUAAUGUUGAAGUUCAAAACUUUCCUAGGAUAAGAAAAUUAUCAAAACAAAACUCAAACAACUCUAUGAUUAUAACGGAAAACAUAUCGUCUCAAGUACCUCCUAAUUUGGGAAUGGAAGCUAAAUCUUGUGAUGUUAUAAAACCAGAUACUAGAAAUGCACAAACUACUGAAGCAGACAAUACUGUAAUAAACAGCAAAUCAAAUGGAGUUAUGUACAAUAAGUGCGAUUGCUGUGAGAUCACAGAUAAAGCCACAUUUCGCGAAUUCUCAGAUAUGUUUGGAAAUAAGGAAGUUUUAGUUAAUCUUUAUGCAGAUGACAUAAUUAGAAUGAAGGAGACGAAUCUCGAUACAGGAAUAACUAAUAGUGAUCAAAAGGAGUCUGAGAACCAUUUUGCUAAAGGAGAAAACAGUACAAAUCAUACACCAAGGAGAGAAAUAAAUGAACGUGAUGAGCAUAACUCUGCAGUGAACGAUCAGACUGGUCGAAUACCUUAUAUUGGUUACACGGUGGAUUGUAGUUGCGAUAAAACAUUAGGAUCUUGCGUCUGCAUGAAGUCAGUCGUUCAGGCUAAUAAUGAUAAUAUUGAUAAUCUUUGGAAAGGAUAUCUCGUUAACCAUGACAACCAUCAGAAAUAUUCGUACAUUAUGCACGGGAGUCCAAACGUAAAUAGUGAUGUCGUCGUUAACGGCCUUGCACACUCUGGCGAAAUGCUCGAUAAUAGUCCAAAAACAUCAUUACUAGAUGUUGAUACAUACACAUGUGAAUGUGAAAUAAAUGUGGAAAAUGAAGACGAUUUAGUUUUAAAAUAUUCUUUGGACAAUAAGAAUUCAACAAAUCAUAAUAAUGCAUUUGACGGGAGCAGUGUGGGCACGUCUUUGACAAAUAGUGAAACUCCAUUUGAAUGGUAUCAGUCCUCUAUACCAUUAAAUUCCGAAAGAGAGAAUGCUAUUAAGCUUGCCAAUUCUAUUUAUUUCCCAGAGCCACCUGUGGACACUUACAUGAAACCGCCUCUUGCUAACCUUGUUAUAGACAAAAAAACUGCCACCGCGGCCCAAAAUUGUGAAUGCGAUAAAGUCCCUAUUUGCCACGUUAAAAUGUUGGUCGAGAACAUAGAAAAGAAUUUAAUGGAAUCCAAGUGCACUUGUGAUUCUUUGAUUUCAAAAGUGUGUCCAGUGCAUUCCAAAAGGGUGUGCUAGAUCAAUUUCAGUUACCACUGUAUGUACAAAGUAAAGAUUUAAUACAUAUUAUGUUCAAGAAUGCAUUUGAUACUGAUAGCACCGAACGUACGAUGUCUGCUUUUUUAUAUAUAUUUUAUGAUUGAUCUGUACUAAUGAAUAUAACAAUAUUUUGCUGGUGCAUUUACCUGUGUUCAAACAUCUUUUCACCUAAUUAUAGUAGAUGCG
Messenger RNA from Helicoverpa armigera (cotton bollworm), 5893 nucleotides. RefSeq lists its product as uncharacterized. The record is from RefSeq and is marked validated. Lineage: Eukaryota; Metazoa; Arthropoda; Insecta; Lepidoptera; Noctuidae.